UGACGUCGGCGAGCGGAGGCUCCUCUUCUGGCUGCGGAGUGAGACGCGGACACGGCAGCUCGGAGGCAGCUCGGUCGGUCCAACUCUCUGCAGCAUCAUGGCUCCUAUCGGAUUAAAGGCGGUGGUCGGAGAAAAGAUUAUGAACGAUGUGAUCAAGAAGGUGAAGAAGAAGGGAGAAUGGAAGGCUCUGAUCGUGGACCAGCUGAGCAUGAGGAUGUUGUCCUCCUGCUGCAAGAUGACAGACAUCAUGACAGAGGGCAUCACCAUUGUGGAGGACAUCAACAAGCGACGAGAGCCCCUCCCCAGCCUGGAGUCCAUUUACCUGAUUACACCCACAGAGAAGUCCGUCCACACGCUCAUCGCAGACUUCAAAGACCCUCAUCCGGCGAAAUACAAGGCAGCCCAUGUUUUCUUCACCGACUCCUGCCCUGAUCCGCUUUUCAACGAGCUGGUCAAGAGUCGGGCGUCCAAAGUCAUCAAGACUCUGACAGAGAUCAACAUCGCCUUCUUGCCCUACGAGUCUCAGGUGUACUCUCUGGACAACCCAGACGCCUUCCACAGUUUCUACAGCCCACAUAAGACCCAGCUGAAGAACCCGGUGAUGGAGAGGCUGGCGGAGCAGCUGGCCACGCUCUGCGCCACCCUGAAGGAAUACCCCGCCGUCAGAUAYCGAGGGGAGUAUAAGGACAACGCCACUCUGGCCCAGCUGGUUCAGGACAAACUGGACGCCUACAAGGCUGAUGAUCCAACCAUGGGCGAGGGUCCUGAUAAGGCUCGCUCACAGCUGAUCAUCCUGGACCGAGGUUUUGACCCGGUGUCACCUGUCCUGCACGAGCUCACCUUCCAGGCCAUGGGCUACGACCUGCUGCCCAUCGAAAACGACGUCUACAAAUAUGAGACCAGCGGCAUCGGAGACUCUCGUAUGAAGGAGGUGCUCCUGCAUGAAGACGACGAUCUGUGGGUCAGCCUGAGACACAAACACAUCGCCGAGGUUUCCCAGGAAGUGACRCGCCAGCUGAAGGAGUUCUCCUCCAGCAAGAGGAUGAACACCGGAGAGAAGACCACGAUGAGGGAUUUGUCCCAGAUGUUGAAGAAGAUGCCUCAGUACCAGAAGGAGCUCAGCAAGUACUCCACUCACCUGCAGCUGGCUGAGGACUGCAUGAAGCACUACCAGGGCACCGUGGACAAGCUGUGCCGCGUGGAGCAGGAUUUGGCCAUGGGCACGGACGCCGAAGGAGAGAAGAUCAAAGACCCCAUGAGGGCCAUCGUGCCYAUCCUGCUGGACGCCAACGUCAGCACGUACGACAAGAUCCGCAUCAUCCUGCUCUACAUCUUCCUCAAGAACGGCAUUACAGAGGAGAACCUGAACAAACUGAUCCAACACGCUCAGAUUCCUCCGGAGGACAGUGAGAUCAUCACCAACAUGGCUAACCUGGGCGUCCCCAUCGUCACAGACUCCACCCUGCGCAGAGGAAAGAAGCUGGACAGGAAGGAGCGCGUGAGCGAGCAGACCUAUCAGCUGUCCCGUUGGACACCCCUGAUCAAAGACAUCAUGGAGGACGCUAUCGAGGACAAGCUGGACACUAAGCACUACCCUUACAUCUCCACCCGCUCCUCUGCCUCUUUCAGCACCACUGCAGUCAGUGCUCGAUAUGGACACUGGCACAAGAACAAGACACCUGGAGAGUACCGCACCGGUCCGCGGGUCAUGGUCUUCAUCAUCGGCGGCGUGUCCUUCAGCGAGAUGCGCUGUGCCUACGAGGUCACGCAGGCCAACGGGAAGUGGGAGGCCAUCAUCGGAUCGACCCAAAUCUUCACUCCCACCAGCCUGCUGGAGCAGCUGAAGGCCAUGAACAAACCAGACGAGGAAGUGACGAGCUAAAACCCUUCGAUUGCAUCACUCCUCUCACCCUCCAUCCUCCCCAACCAAACCCAGUCCAUCACGUGUAUGCAUCGUGCUUGAGGGGGGGAAAAAGAUAUCUGAGAAGAUUUAAAAAAUAUAUAUAUCAAAGAAUAAAAUGUUGCAAGUAUUCAUGUUUUACAAUGGAAUCAAACAAAACUUAUUUAAAGAUGUUAAAUAUCAGAGAGAUUACAUUGUUUGCGGAUUAUAAAUCCUAAAAUGUGCAAAAAGGUAGACAUUUUGUCCCUUUGGCUUACCUCUCUGGUGUAAGUUUUACUGUAAGCAGGUGGAAGAGGGGGGGUGUGCACUUUUAGAGGUUCACACUGUAAAAUAUACAUGCAAUAUAAAAUAUGAAAACAUAUAUUUCCAUCAGAGAGGAGCGCUCUCCACCCAUUGAGAUGUUUGUAUUUAGUAGCAUGCUUUGGACUUGUGUGCACCAUGUGUCUGUAUCGAGGGCGGGUGUUGAGUGAGGCAGAGUUAGCGCUAGGCUAAUGAGACGCUAAAAGAUGAAUUUUUCACCAACAACUUCGGUUUUAAGUAUCAAAUUAAAAAUAAAMGCUUUGAAACUGUUUAACAACUUGGUUGUCAUGUUAAAAUCAGCCAUGUUUUUGUUUUGAAAUGUAGCUUAUUUGCUGGCAUUAGCAAUAAUAGCUAGUUAGCUGCUAGCUAACUAAGCUAGUCACCUGCGUCUUUUUUUCUUUUUCCACCAACUUUAGUCUUAAGAAUCAAAUAAAAAAAUAUGAAGUUUUGUUUUAACAGUUCAGUCAUGUUAAAAUGACUGAUAUUGUAUUUAUUUUUGCAAAACUUUGUUUGCUACCUGACAUUAACAAAAAUAGCUAGUUAGGUACAAGCUAGCUAACUAAGCUAGCUUCUUUUUUCAUCUUACAACUUUGGUUUUAAGCAUAAUUUUUUAAAAACAUUUUAACAAUUCAGUUAUAUUAAAAUCAGCCAUAUUUUUAUUUAAAAAUAUAAUUCAUUCGAUGACUGGCAUUAACAGAAAUAGCUAGUUAGCUGCUAGCUAACUAAAAUAGCCGCUCGCUGUUUUUUUUUCCUACCAACUUUGUUUUUAAGUAUCAAAAAUAUUUUAAACUUUAACAACUUAGUUAAAAUCAGUUAUACUUUUAUUUAGAAAUUUAAUUUGUUUGCUAACUGGCAUUAGCAAAGAUAGUUAGCUGAUAACUAGCUAGCUAACUAAGCUAGUCACGCUAAGUUCCUUUAGCCAUAUUGUUAAAAUGUUACUGUUUGGAGAAUGUUAAACAUAACAUGGAUUAAAAUUAUUUAAAUGUUUACAGAUGUUAAUUCAAGAGAUAUAUUGAUAGUUUAUUUAAAUUUUAAUCAACUGUUGCCACUUUACACAUGAUACUUAAAACAAGUUCUUGGCUUAAGCUUUCACCCAAAAAAUAAAGAAAGAAAGAAAUGCUUGAAAAGAAGGAAAAUUUAAACCUAAAUUUAAAGAGUUACAUGUAAGAUAAAAUAAUCCCUCCUUUGACUGCCCUCUGUUGUAUUUUCCUGCAUCAACCUUAAAAAAAAGAUAGAAAAUGAAGUUUUCCUGUUAAAAAGGCUUGCUGAUGUUGAAUUCUGCACAAGGUCCGGUUGUAUUUCAGUAUUAUAAUCUGUCAGAUUAAGGUCUUAUCGUUGGUUAGUAAUGUUUUUUGGGCCAUGCACUGAAUAGUGUUGUGUAUAUGUUGCUGUUUUAGUGUCUUACUGUUUGAUGGUGACUUUUUUUAAACUGUGCAGUAGUGAAACUUUUCUUUUAAAACGCUAACGUGAAGCCACCGUGUUUGUGAUGUUUAGCUGUAGCCGUUUAGUGGUCAACCAAGUAAAUAUUUAUAUUUUUCUUUGACGGUUUUCUCCUCUGGUGCGAUGUAACCCCCUCACCCCAACGGUGAAUGGCUUUGCAAGAAAAAAAAGUUUCCUAUUUUGCCUUUUUCCUGGCCAAACCAGUUGUUUAUUGCACUAUAAUGCAUUUGUGUGAUGCAAACACUUGAGUUUGUUUACUUUUUGUUAUAAUUUGCUGUUGUAAAGGGUUUAUUCUGCCAAAUAAGUUGAUUUUUAUUUAUUUAUCAGAAACCGUCUGUCCUACCGCUGUCUUACAUAUUGGGAUUGUAUGUUUGCGAGUGUCGAAGCACAAACAGUACUUCCAUGUGAACCUGAUAUGUAAAAGACUGUCUAAUAAAUUAGCUUCCAUUAUA
Molecule: messenger RNA, 4092 nt
Organism: Austrofundulus limnaeus
Lineage: Eukaryota; Metazoa; Chordata; Actinopteri; Cyprinodontiformes; Rivulidae
Gene: stxbp1a
Product: syntaxin binding protein 1a
Biological process (GO): vesicle-mediated transport
Source: RefSeq, a predicted model, not a curated record